Molecule: messenger RNA, 2725 nt
Organism: Juglans regia (Persian walnut)
Lineage: Eukaryota; Viridiplantae; Streptophyta; Magnoliopsida; Fagales; Juglandaceae
Product: diacylglycerol lipase-beta-like
Exons: 14
Coding region: 195-2480 (761 amino acids)
Biological process (GO): lipid metabolic process
Source: RefSeq, a predicted model, not a curated record
AAGAAGUAAUAUGGGUUGGCAGAAGCCGGAGACCACCACCUCCCUCGUAAGAAACGAAACAAGAGCUCCGCGACCCCCGCCCCCACGGGCCAAGAAUCCACUCGCCAUCUCAUCUCAAGGUGCCAAAUCCCCCAUUAUCAGUACAUUACAUCCUCCAUUUCAAUCUCAUUAGCAUAACAAACCGCAAAAAGGGAAUGUGGGUGCCGGCCCUCAAGAACCUGACAUGGGCGGCCAUAAUAUUGGGACUUUCCAACACCGUAGUGGUCCUUCUUGGUGGUUUUCUUGUGAUUCUUGCUUACCCGUCUUGCGACCACCGAUAUGUUUUCCCGUUCGUAGCCGUCUCUUUUGCCGCGUGGGUUAGAAUUGUGGCAAUGGUUCCGAGCGGAAUCGCCCAAGAAGCCACAGCCAUGACCAUUCUCGAGUCUCCCUCCGAUAACUCUGCUGGCGUCGCCGACGCCGUCCUUCGCCUCGAGAGACGGAUGAGGUAUAAAAAAUGGCUCUGGUGGACCCGGUUUGCAACGGUAAUUACAGUGCUGCAAUUUGUUGGUGCAACUUAUCUUAUGUUCCAUACGGCUAAAUAUAUAUCUCAUCCUGGUACAUCAAGCAACUGUGUUUUAGGCAUUUUUUCAAAUGGUAGCUGGUGGAAGCAAAGAUUACUGGCUUUAUUUAUCAUCAUGGCAUGCCUUGUUGCACUAGUUCAGUGUUUUGCAGGAUCUGAUGUUGUCAACUGGAGGUCUUACUAUGCAACCAAAGAUAAUGCAUGGAAAGCUCACUACCUGGAAGUAUUUGAUAAUGGAAUGCGUGAGGCAUUGUGCUGCCUGGGACGUGUCAGAUACUUGAGUGUGCUGGAGGAAGAUGAAGUUUAUUCUGUGGCAAGAUUAUUGGGCGAUCUUGUUGCUUAUCGUGCAUCAGGAACUGGGCAUCUGGAACUCUUGGCAGGUCUAGCCUUAUUGCAGAGGCAUGGUCAGUCCCCAAGAUCAUUUGAAGACUCCAUGGAGGCACCUGAAGGACUGAUUCAGGAGGCUGCAGCUCUUCAUAAAUUUGCUGAAGCUGCCUACACGGGUCCACUACUAGAUUUUGGAAGAAAUCCUUUCUUAUUUCCUUGUGCAUGGCUUUACAGGCAGGGACUUUUAGCUCCCUGGGCCCGUAACAGGUGGCCCAUUCUCAAUGGUGAUAACUGGUGGCGAGGCCAUGCAGCUGCCUUUCUAAAACAUGUUAAUUUAACCUCAGAAGUACUUAGACAAGGGCGGGUUAACCAGGCCAAGUGUGAAGCCGCAUACUUCAUUGUGGUUCUGCAUCAUUUAAGAUCAGUCGUUGUUGCUGUAAGAGGAACUGAAACCCCUGAAGACCUCAUAACAGAUGGUUUAUGCAAGGAAUGCAUUCUUUCUGCAGAAGACUUGGAUGGACUGAUGAAUAGCAGUCAUGUUCACCCUGAUGUGAAACUCAGUGUGGAAUCAUCUUUCCCACACUAUGGGCACUCAGGUAUACUUGGGGCUGCACAAGAUCUAUUCAUGCAAAUUGAUGGGAAUCCUGGUGACUAUGAUGCAGAGUGUAAAUCAAGUGGCUUCCUUUCCUCAUUGCUUGGAGCUGGAUGUGAGUGUGAUGGGUAUGAUGUUCGCAUAGUGGGGCACUCCCUUGGAGGUGCAAUUGCUGCAUUGCUAGGAAUCAAACUUUAUCGUCGGUACAAAAAUUUACAUGUCUUUGCAUAUGGGCCCCUCCCAUGUGUGGAUGCAGUUGUAGCAGAUGCUUGUUCCGAAUUUGUGACAAGCAUUGUAUACGACAAUGAAUUUUCAGCCCGCCUUUCAGUUGGAUCUAUAUUGCGUCUUCGUGCAGCUGCAAUUACAGCACUGUCACAAGAUACCAAAACUGAUAAAGCCACAAUUUUCCGACUUGCACGCCAGUUUUUGAAUUUGAGUGAGCGUCAGAGAAGUGGGACUGAGGUAAACAAUCCUGCUUCAGAUCUUUAUUAUGGGGCCAUCACAGGUGAAGAUCUCAACCACCAAGUCUAUGAAAGUGAGUAUCUGAAUGAUUCUCAAGGGAGUGAGGGACAGUGCAGAGUCUUUCCGCUCUUGAAUGAGGCUGACAAGGAUAGUGUUAUUACAAUGGAUCAUAGCAAAUUCACCCAUCCUUUUGAAAGCAAUGUAGACACAUUUGACAAUCCCAUAUCUCAGUUUAUGGAAACCGUCCCAAGAUCUGAAAGUACGUCAGCUCGGGAUCCCCCAGAAAUGUAUCCACCAGGUCUUGUUAUUCAUAUUGUACCACAUAGAAGCUUGCCUAUGUCUAUGUGGAAAGCCUGCACUGUGCAACUUAGUGCACAAAAUUAUAAGGCUUACAUAGCGAGCAGAGAAAGCUUCAAAGAUAUUAUUGUAUCACCAUCUAUGUUUCUUGAUCAUCUCCCUUGGAGAUGUCGUUAUGCAAUGAAAAAUGUAUUGGAAGCUCGAAGUGCCCAAGGUAUACUUAAUGAAUCUUAUUCGGUGUGAGUGAGAUGCAUUUAUGUCAAUUCUAGUCUAUGAUGGUUCACACCUUACAUUUUGUUGUUUCCUUCUGCUGUUUCUGGAUCGUGUUGCAUGUCUGAAACUUGGGGGACUCCAGCUAAGAAUAAAAAGAGUCUCCUGUCUUUACUUGAUACUCAGCUACUGAAAAGCACCGAACAGAAAUCAUAAUAAUUGUCACAGUGGCUGUCUUCAGUAUUAAUCUAAUAUAAAUGAUCUUUCGCGUACCUUCA